Tyto alba (common barn owl) is the source of this 3991-nucleotide messenger RNA. It is a transcript of the gene SGO2, whose product is annotated as shugoshin 2. The transcript is spliced from 9 exons. Bases 832 to 3831 code for a protein of 999 amino acids. The record is from RefSeq and is a predicted model, not a curated record. Gene Ontology annotation, cellular component: chromosome, centromeric region. NCBI's taxonomy places the organism in Eukaryota, Metazoa, Chordata, Aves, Strigiformes, Tytonidae.
AUGGAUUCAAAGGUGUCUAGAAAGCAAUGCAUUCACUUGGACUGAAGCGUAAAUUAAUUGAAAAAAAAACACCCCACGUUUUAAUAGGCUGCAAAAUGCCACCUUUUCUCAGGUGAAAGCUGUAAGCCAGGUGCCGAAUUCUGCGGACGAACAAACCCUAACUUUUGAGCGAGAUUUGUCCUUCAGAACAGCCCUCGGGCUUUUCUGCGGCGCCUCCGGGGCAAGAUGGCGGCAUCAGCGCUCACAAGCACGGCCUCAGAGUUAGGCGCUUCCAGCCGAGAAGGGCGAUGGAGCCGCGACAGCUGAGAAGGCGGCAUUCCUAGCCCUUCCCCGUGAGGGCGGGCAGCUACCUCUCAGCGGCAGCGGCGCGACUCGGCCCGACGCGGUGGCGCAAAAUGGCGGCGCAGCCUGACUGAGAGCGCGGGGGCCGCAGGCUCUCCGCACACGCCCCGAGGGACGGGGGAAUCCACGUUCCCCACCCCAGCCGGCACUGGGGGAUGGAGAAUUUAUGCGCCGCAAAUCGCGCCCACUCCUCCCCGCGGCGGAAUAGCGGGCACAGAGACACCACCCUUCCGUUCGCCGCCAUCUCGCGGGGCGGGGCGAGGCGAGGGGGCGGGCUGCCCGCCAUCCUGGUUGCAUUCGAAAGUUCCCCGGCGGGUAGGGCUUUCUUUCCUCCUUUCCCCGCUUCUCCGCCCGCGGUGGGUGGCAGCCGCCCGCGGUCCCCCUUGCGCCGGAGGCUGCCACCCCGCACGCAGGGAGGCGGGGGGGGUCCGCCCGCUGCCCAGGAGCGCCGAGGGGCCGUGCCGGCCCGCGGUGGGCGAGGCCGCAGCUAUGGCAGCUCGGGAGGCUUCUGAAACAUCCUUCCUCAGCCUGAGUGAUGUAAGAGAGCGGAUGCGGGAGAAGAAAAAGGGUGUCUUGAGGACUGCGAAGUUGAAUGCCUCGCUUGCGUCAAAAAUCAAAACGAAAAUCAUUAACAACUCCUCCACUAUUAAAGUCUCCCUAAAGCACAACAAUAAAGCACUGGCCCUCGCCCUCAAUGCAGAAAAAGCCAAUGCACAGCGGCUUACUCAAGAGAAAACCAUCUUACAGAAGGAGGUGGAGCAGUGCCACUUCCAGAAUGCUAUGCUGCGGCACAAGCUCUCUUUCCUGAAUAACACCUUUAAAGAAUUUGAAAACCUUAUGGCUGCAGUUAAGAUGGCCCGGCUGUCUGAGUUCCAUACAAGUUUUGCAUCCUUGUCCAAUGACCAGAUUGUCAGCAUGACUGAAGAUAGCUGGGCCGAUGAUAUUGCAGAUGGUCAGCUUGUGAGGGCUGUAGGGAUGCCAAUGAGGGUGCCUGUUUCCAAGCUAUGUGAUGCAGGACAGCAAGAUAGGUGCUCCACAACAGUACAGACAUCCUCGGUCGCUCUUCGGAGACCUGCUUCUAAUCAGUCCCUGGAAAUUGUGCCUGUUGCCUCCAAAGACACUUUGCAACCACAGUCUGCUGAGAAGUCUCAGUGCUACCAGGAAGAGAAUGGGAAGAAGGCAACUGAAGCAAUGGAAGCACAAGAGGCUUUUCUUGAUUCUUGCAUCUUUGGAGAGGCCUUGUGUGCUGCCCAACAAAAUCACAACAAUUUGCCAGCGCGUGCCUGGGAAAGUCAUCCUCUUUCAUAUGAAGGCAAUGAAAUGGCAAAGCAUCUCUUUGAUCGUCUCUCACAAGGGCAUGUUACUCAGAGGAGAAAGCGUUCCACCCUGUUUGCAACAAGCACUCCAUCUUCUGCUGUGGGUACCUUCCCAUGUGUCAGUUCCACUCAGGCAGCUCAGUGGAGUAUGACAAAGCACAGCAGUGGCUCCAGCAAGAGCAACACACAGCCACAGCUGGAAUCUCCCAUCUCCCUGGUUUCACCUACUCAAACCACUGUUAUUCCUGAUAGAAAAUCUUUGGGUAAAGAGAUUUUCUGUGAUCAGCCACAGGCUAAAGAAACUGGGUAUGGUAUUGAAACAGACCCCAGCUAUAGCCAUGUCCCUGAGUUUUUUCCUGUAAAGGCUAAAAGCAAAGGUAACUGUAAAACUUGCAACAAAACAACUGUUAAGAAAGCAAGCACAGGAAAAAAUAAAACAAAUGCAAUUAAAAAUGAUGCAGAAAGUAGUCCUGACAUACCUCAAGGUGAAGAGAGUGCUCAAAAUGUGAAGAAGCGUCUUCAGCCAAAAGUUGCAACAUGUUCCAGUGAGUCUGAAGUUUCUGAGAAGAGGCAGAAGGCUUGUGUGAAGGUUUUCAACAGGAAGAACAGAGGCUAUGGUGCGGAGAAACAUUCCUGCUCUCCUGAUGAAGUCCAAGAUCACAGAAAAACAUAUGUGGUAAAGCCAGCACAGCUGCACAGUCUUGGAAGUGGUGAGUUACUGGAAGAGGUUAAGAAGGAAGCUAUCUUUGAGAGCCAAAGUAUGGAGAGCUUGUCAAAAAGCCCCGUUUAUACCUUCUCAAGUCAUGACAUUCCCACGGAUGAUUGCAGUCUACGAAAUUCACUCUUCUUGAGGAAAGAGACCUCGAGUGCCUGUUCUUUGCAAGACGACUCAAGUGUGAGCGCAAAGAGCAUCAGACAGAAAACCAACAAAAAAACUAGAGUAAUUAGGCAAAGAGAUGACUCUGAGGAGGAGAAUCUGCCUAACAGUGUGAAAAUACCAGAUGCGAAAGCUGAAAAACAGUCUAAAAGAAGCCAGACAAGCCAGAUGACAACAGUCAGGAAAAGCAGUUGUAGUGAUCAGAGAAAUGAAGUUGAUGUUUUUGGGCCAUGUAUAGAUGUCCAAGCAGUAACUAAGGAGAGCGCAAAGGACUCACCAGGUAAUCUUAAAUGUAGCAGGAAAACUUACAUUGUCAGUCAUUUGGAUCUUGUGGGAAACUCUGAUUGUCUCCAGACAGAUUUUGAAGGGGGUGAAAUUAUACCUCUCAGGUCUACUCCUGGGAGAAAAGCUAGCAAAAUCCCCAGAAUUCAGAGGAUUGUAGCUGCUCAGAGCAAUAAAAAACAGAUAGGGGGCCUUCAAGAAAAGAGGCAAGCUGAAGUUGACAACAACAUGAAUGCUUCAGAAAAAGAGGCCUAUCCCAAACCGAAGACUCAGAAGAAGAGAAACACCUCUAGACCUCCAGAGACUGAUUCCCUGGCCAGACAAAGUGAUGGUGCCAAGGUGCUCAUUCGAAGUUCAGCAGAACUUGCAUCCAAGCAAACUGUCCUGACAGGGAAGCCACCUUGCCUUACAGAUCUGCUGUCUGACCCCAAUGCCUUCCUGGAGCAGAUAGCUGAGAUAUCACUUACAAAUAAUCUUAUGGACCUUUCACACAGUCCUGAAUCCUCCUCUGUGACCUGUUCUGGAGCUUCGCCUGUCAGCUCCAGGCUUACAGAUGUAUCAGUUUCCAAGAGCUUAAGUACUGAGGACAACAGAACGCCAGAGAAAUCCCCUGUUUGGCCAGAAGGCUCCCUGAUAUUUAAAGAAAAGACUGCAGAGGAAAUACCUGGGGAAAGAAACCAGGUUGAGUCAAGUUCUUGGAACUCACCUUCACGGGAACCUGAGAUCAGGCCACUACAGGACUUGACCAAUGCCGGGACUGUGGUUUCCUCCAGCUCGGAAGAAGGGCCACGGCGCUUAUCGAGGCGGAGACGGGACCCAGCCUGCUAUGCAGAGCCAAAACUCAACAGGAAACUGAGGCAGGGUGACCCAUUUACAAGCAUGGAGUUCCUCAACUCCCCUGUCUACAAAGUCAAAAAGAAGAGAACUGCCAAAGCCAAGGAAAUGACAAAGAAGAUCAAAGAGGACAAAGAAUGGCUUCACAAAGGAUGUGCUGUGCCACAGCAGGCAAGCUAAUAACUACGGGAAGAGUCAUGGAGCCAGAAGUAAAAUAGUGGUGGAACAGGCAGCCUCCAAGCUCCUAGGAGCUUGUCCAUUUUUGCUAGAAUAUCUCUGAUGUUUUGCAUAGCUUAUUUUUUAUUUUAGUUUUGAAAUAAAGUCUGCUAUGUGGACAGUG